Molecule: messenger RNA, 3793 nt
Organism: Syngnathus acus (greater pipefish)
Lineage: Eukaryota; Metazoa; Chordata; Actinopteri; Syngnathiformes; Syngnathidae
Gene: col28a1b
Product: collagen, type XXVIII, alpha 1b
Exons: 35
Coding region: 150-3620 (1156 amino acids)
Molecular function (GO): serine-type endopeptidase inhibitor activity
Source: RefSeq, a predicted model, not a curated record
CACGCACACACACAUGCACACAAACACAAAAGAGCACAUCAGCUUUACCCACAGUCAGUCUGUGUUGGGUUUUACAAGACGGGAUGUCCCCAAAAGGACCCCAGCUGACCGGACUGCAACAAGUGGCCUCGGCCCAAUGACAUUUUGGGAUGGAGGUGUGCAAGUUGAGGGGACUCGCGUGGAUCCUCCUCCUGCUGUGGGCUCUACCGCACAGGACCACCGCCCAAAGGCGUAACGGACGCAGGAAUAACUACAAGCUCUAUGAAGAUGGACCGAAUGCAGGUCGUCCGUGCUCCCUGGAAGUGGUUUUCAUCCUGGACAGCUCAGAGAGUGCCAAAAUAAGCCUGUUUGAGAAGCAGAAGGCGUUUGUGCUGGGAUUCAGUACACGUCUGUCCAUGCUGCAGGUCGCCGGCUGGACCCUGAGCAUGCGAAUGGCCGCUUUGCAAUACAGCAGCUCCGUAUCGGUGGAGCAGCGCUUUUCAGCAUGGACCAACCUGGACGCCUUUCACGGCCGUGUCAGCGUCAUGAGCUACAUCGGCCACGGUACGUACACCACCUACGCUAUCGGAAACGCUACAGAGCUGCUGGUGAGGGAGACCUCAGAGGACAGCGUCCGUGUGGCUGUGCUGAUGACGGACGGCGCGGACCACCCGCGAAACCCCGACGUGGUGGCGGCCGCCAUAGAGGCCAAAGAGCACGGCGUCAAGAUGUUUGCGGUGGGGCUAUCGCACAUCGCUCAGCAAGGGCCUAACAGCGCUAAGCUGAGGGCCAUAGCCAGCGUGCCUGCUCAGCAGUUUGUGCAAAGCCUUCAAGACCCUCAGCUGGAGCAGAAGCUGCUCAAAGAGAUGGGCUCAGUCGUAUUACAAGAGUGUCCCGAAAUGCAGGAGUGCUUUUGUGAAGGUGGAGAGCCAGGCCCACAAGGACCUCAGGGCCGAAAAGGAGAUCUAGGUUCGAGAGGACCAGCUGGUUCCAAAGGAGCCAGGGGGGAACCCGGUGCGGAUGGUCAACCAGGAAGUAAUGGCGCUGAGGGACGUCCGGGUUUCAAAGGUAGCAAGGGGGACAGAGGAGAAUGCGGGCCUCCUGGCGGGAAAGGUGACCCGGGAUUGGAAGGGCCGAUCGGACCACAAGGACCGAAAGGAAAUCAGGGUGAAGUUGGGCCACCUGGAGACAUUGGACCCGAGGGACCAACUGGACAAAAAGGUGACAGAGGGCCAAGCGGCAAUGCCGGACCACCAGGAGACUUCGGGAUUGGCUUCCCAGGAGCCAAGGGAGAAAAGGGCAACCAGGGAAGACCUGGAUCAACUGGUCUAGGCGGUAUCGGAGAACCGGGACAACCUGGUCCUCUAGGACCACCUGGACAGCGAGGCAACCCAGGACCACCUGGAGAGGGACUACCAGGACCCAAGGGGGAUCGAGGAUUUGAAGGACCCCGGGGGAACCGUGGGCCUCCUGGCAUCGGAUUCAAAGGGGACAAGGGCAAUAUCGGGGUAUCUGGGUUGCCAGGUCCAGUCGGAGCUUCUGGUGUCGGAAUCCAAGGAGAAAAGGGUGAUCCAGGUCUGCCUGGACCCGCAGGCCUCAGAGGAGGUCUAGGUGUGGGAAUUCCGGGACCUAAGGGGAAUUAUGGAUUUCCUGGAGGACCAGGACCACCCGGUGAGAGAGGUGUGGGAGUGCCAGGUCCAAAAGGGGACGUGGGGCCUGGAGGCCAACCAGGGGUACCUGGUCAUCCAGGAGAAGACGGGACCCCGGGACAAAAGGGUGACAUUGGGUUUCCAGGACCCAGGGGACCAGACGGUAGUCCUGGUAAAGGUGCGCCUGGAGAGAAGGGAGCCAGAGGGGACAGAGGCUCCAGAGGCCUGCCAGGCGCUGUUGGUUCUGUGGGACCAGCUGGGCCCAAGGGUGAUACGGGAUUUAUCGGGCCACCUGGCGCACCUGGACAACCUGGGAGGGGACUACCUGGUGCCAAGGGAGAUCCAGGCCCACAGGGUCUCGCUGGAGCUGUGGGCGAACCGGGGCGUGGUAUAACUGGACCCAAGGGUGACAGAGGUCCACCAGGGUCUUUGGGGUUGCCUGGAGGUAAAGGUGAAGGCUUUCCAGGACCUCCGGGGCCUCCAGGAAGUCCUGGUUUGACAGGAGAAACAGGAGCAGAUGGUGUCGGCCUACCUGGACCAAAGGGAGACAGAGGCCUUCCUGGAUCUUCUGGACCUGCCGGACCACCAGGAGUUGGACUCCAUGGGCCAAAGGGUUCCCCUGGCAUAAUAGGACCUCCAGGUCCACAGGGACCCCCAGGAGAGGGCAUCCAAGGGCAAAAGGGUGAGUCUGGAUUUCAGGGAAUCCCUGGCCCGAGGGGUCCUGCUGGAGUCGGACUACAGGGUGAUAAGGGCGACCGAGGUUUUGCUGGUGAGAAAGGGAAAAAGGGAGACAGAGGGACGACCGGAGAACCAGGAAUUAUUGGACCUUCGGGUAGAGCUGGACAAAAAGGAGAACCAGGACUUACGAGGGAAGAAGUCAUUAGAAUUGUUCGAUCCAUUUGCAAUUGUGGGGUGACGUGUCGCCAAAGCCCCCUGGAGCUGGUCUUCGUCAUCGACAGCUCUGAGAGUGUGGGCCCUGUCAACUUCGAGGUCGUCAAGGACUUUGUGAGCGCUCUGGUGGACCGGGCGUCAGUGGGCAGGGACACUACAAGGGUGGGCGUGGUGCUCUACAGCCACAUCAAUGUGGUGGUGGUCAGCCUUAGUCAGGAUGCGUCUCGGGACCAAGUGAAGGCAGCGGUGCGGUCCAUGACCUACAUGGGCGAGGGUACCUUCACAGGCAGCGCCAUCCACCAGGCCAACAGGCUGUUCCGGGUGGCUCGGCCACGCGUCAGAAAGGUGGCCGUGGUCAUCACCGACGGCCAGGCUGACAAGAGGGACUCGGUCAGUCUCGAGAGCGCGGUGAGGGAAGCCCGGGCGGGUGAGAUCGAGAUGUUUGUGAUCGGAGUGGUGAACGCCAGCGACCCAUUUUUUGGCGAGUUCAAGAGGGAGCUGGACUUCAUGGCCUCUGAACCGGACGCAGACCACGUGCACCUCAUAGACGACUUCAAAACGCUGCCAGCCCUGGAGAAGAAACUCCUGAGCCACAUUUGCGAGGACAGCAGUAGUGAUGUUUUACACUCAAUCCUGAGCGGUGGACUUCCUCCAAGACGCCCAGAGGUCUCGCCUACCUUCACGGGAGACUUCCGGAGGAUUCAGGUCACGCCGCAUCCACCGCCAUCUUAUCCCGAGAGACAAGUGACCACUCCGACACCGAAAAUGGAUGACCGGAGCUUAUCGGAAUCGCAGCGAUUUCCAUUCUUUGACAGACAACCUUUGAGGCCUGACGGUAGCGCCCCGACCCGACACACGCCAAAAGUGGUGGUCAACAGGCCCACAACAACUACCAUCAAAACGCCACAAGAGAUUCCACAAAUCACGCCAGAGCUCUGCCGUGCACCGUUGGAUCCGGGUCCAUGUCGAAACUACGUGGUGCGCUGGUACUACGACUCAUUGGCCAACGCUUGUGCUCAGUUCUGGUUUGGAGGUUGCCACGGCAACGCCAACCAAUUUGACAACGAGAGGAAAUGUAAACAAACCUGCGUGCGGGUCUAACUUAAACCAUAUGUCAUCAUCAUAGUCAUAAAAAUGUUUUUGGUAAAGGUGCUUCCCUGUUUAAAAAAAGCAUGUUACUUGUACUUGAAUAUUUUUGAACACUAACUUUUUCACUUUAUAUUUUUCUAAUGUUUUACUGUGUAAUGGCGUAAAUAAAACUUAUUUUUUAAUUA